Molecule: messenger RNA, 2627 nt
Organism: Phoenix dactylifera (date palm)
Lineage: Eukaryota; Viridiplantae; Streptophyta; Magnoliopsida; Arecales; Arecaceae
Source: RefSeq, a predicted model, not a curated record
UAGUUAAAAGCCACUGCGGGAGAUCUACCGGCUGAUGUAGCACCAAUUAAUUGCCCUCGAGAGACUUGAUGGGAUCGGGUGAUAGGUGCCAUCUGGCUGGCGCCAGCAAGCCCAUGAACUCGGUUCUCACCUUCCAAUGGAGCAAGAAAAACGCGAUUUUUUUACUACGAGGCGAAGGAGCGACCGCCUACAUCCAAUAGCAAAGGGCCGUUCCCGUUCCCCUUCCCCUUCCCCUUCCCCAUUCCGAGCAAUGGCUUUCUGGGGGGUUGAAGUAAAGCCCGGAAACCAUUACAUGCAUCUUCUCAACGAUUUUCAGGGACGACUUCGUAUCUGCCAGGCAACAUUGGGGAGUGGCAGUGCGGUGACGAAGAGCGUGCUGCAAUGCAUUGUCGGCAAUAGAAGCCCCAUCUUACUGUGCAGCUUGAUUCCUAAUGUGGUUGAGACAUGCCAUUUGGAGCUCGAGUUCGAGGAGGAUGGCAAGGUCAUCUUCUCAGUUCUUGGGGAAAGAAGUGUGCACCUCUCUGGUUACUUUCUUCGUCCUAAGAUUCUCAUGGGUGGGGAUGAAAGUGAUUCAUAUGGGGAGGACAUCGGUGAAGAGGAUUCAAGCAGCUACGAUAAGUAUGAAUCUGAAUUUAUUGAUGAUGGUGAUGAUGAUUUUCGAUGCCAGCCUGUUGUCAAGUCUAAGAGCUCCAUGGAAUUGGAAAAUGAAGAGAAAGAUGGCUUCCCGAUAUCUUUUUUCCGAAGAAAGAAAAUUUCUACUAAGACUGCUGAUGGGAACAGUAAAUUAGGUGAUUCAACAAUCCAUGGAUCACUGGAAAGCGAAGAGGAAGAUGGGAAUUCUAAGCCUGCAGAAGGGAAUGCUGAAACAGGUGCUGCGGCAGUUGAUGAGGAAAAGAAAAGGAAGAUCAAUGCCAUCAGUGAAGGCCUAGAAUCUGCAAGGGUAACUUUCCAGCCAUGUGAUUCUUCACUGCUGCCUUCUGAGAUGAGAUUUGAAAACAAUGGCAUCCCAAAGAAGAAAAAGAAAGUUAAGGAUGGAAAACCUCUUGAAAUGAUAUCUAAUGGGGAAAGGGUAAGAGGUGAUCCAGAGCAAGAUAGGGAUGAUACAGAGGUUGGCAUGGUGAAAAUGGAGACCAAGGAAAAUGAUCUUCUGGUGGAAAUGUUGGCGUCCACGUUCUCUGCGACGGGGGGCGGGAUAUGCAAACUAUUAGACAAGGCUGAUGUGGUCUUCGUCGAAGAUAUCGUUGUUCAGGUGCUUGACCUGAACAAAGUGAUCGAUCUUGACUCCGUUCACGAUAUGGUUAGCGAAUAUCUAUUCACAGCGAGUGAUGGGAGUACGGAACUUAAAGCAAUGCUUCCAGCACAUGCGGAAGUACGUUCAGGAAUGCUUGAAAACCUUUGCCUCAUACGUAUUUUUGAUUACACUUUGGAUGCUAGAACAUUGAUUGUGAGAAGCUGUGAUGUCGUUGCACCAUCAACCAAGAUGGAGAUCAAAAUUGAUGAACCACAUGGGAGUUCUAUUCCUGCUACACGGACGUUUAUGACAAGAAGAAUAUUUGCUCUUGAUUCCUUGGAUGCUACUAAAACAGAUUGGGAAAUUGAGCUUCAAGUUAAACAGAAAGGCGACUUGAGAUCGUAUAAUAACAGCAAAGGAAAUGGCUUGUCUUUGACGUAACUUUAGCAGACAAGAAAGAUAAGAAAAUAAGGGCUGUCAUGUUCAAUAAAGCUGCAAGGAAAUUCUAUCCUAAGUUUAAAUUAGGAAAGACUUACUAUAUUUCAGGAGGCACUCUUAAACCAACAAAAGAACAAUACAAAAUUGCAGAUAAUGAUUAUGAGAUAAUCUUGGGAGAAGGAACAAUUGUGAAAGAGGUAGAUGACAAUGAUUCAACACCAAAGGCAAAGUCCAACUUUGACAAGAUUGAUCAAGGAAAUGUUACUUCAAUCGAAGUUCCCCUUUCGAAAAUUACUAAUGACCCAACUCUAGGUCAGGAAAAGGCUGUCUAUUUCAAUGUAAAAGUAUUUGUGACUUACAUUUCUUCUAACCAAACAAUGUGGUUCUGGGCAUGCAAGACCUGCCACAAAAAGGUGACUGAAACUGUUGAUUCUGGUUAUUGGUGUGAAAAAUGCAAUGCGAUUGUCCAGUGUUGUUUAAGAUAUGUAAUGGAAGUCAAGAUAUCAGAUCAUUCAGGGGAUGCUUGGGUUACAGUUUUCAACGAGGUGGCGGAGGAACUUAUUGGAUGCACUGCUGAAGAGCUUGCUAGGAUAAAAGCCAGUGAGGGCUAUGAUAAGUACCAACUCAAAUUGGAAAAAGCAACUGGGACUCAACAUUUCUUCCGAGUUGGAGUUCAACAAGCUGAGUUCAUGAACAAGAGGAGACAGAAGAUAACUGUGCUCGCUCAAGUACCAGCUGAUUGCUAAGCUGAAUCAAGAUUCUUUUUGGAAGAGAGAACAAAUAUAUCUGCCUCUUAAUGCAGUAAUAGUUUAGAAACAUACAUUUUUUUUAUUGCUUUAGUUAGUUUAAUAUAUGGAAGUUGCUGACUCUUGCUGACUCUCUGACGUUAACCAUUGCUUGCUGAAUGACAUACUACUGCUUCAUCUAAGAAUACUCAGAAGUACCGGUACUUUAAAAA